Penicillium angulare is the source of this 2700-nucleotide messenger RNA. RefSeq names its product putative peroxisomal multifunctional beta-oxidation protein (MFP) (gene mfp). The record is from RefSeq and is a predicted model, not a curated record. NCBI's taxonomy places the organism in Eukaryota, Fungi, Ascomycota, Eurotiomycetes, Eurotiales, Aspergillaceae. Bases 1 to 2700 code for a protein of 899 amino acids. The transcript has 3 exons. Gene Ontology annotation, molecular function: oxidoreductase activity.
AUGUCCGAGUUGCGCUUUGAUAAUCAGACUGUCGUCGUCACCGGCGCCGGCGGUGGUUUGGGAAAGGCAUAUGCACUUUUCUUCGCCUCAAGGGGCGCAAACGUGGUCGUGAAUGACCUCGGUGGCUCUCACAACGGCGACGGCAGUUCAUCAAAAGCCGCAGACGUUGUCGUUGAGGAGAUCCGCGCCGCGGGCGGAAAGGCGGUCGCCAACUACGACAGCGUAGAAAACGGUGAGGCCAUUAUCGAGACUGCCAUUAAGAACUUCGGUCGUGUCGAUGUUCUUCUUAACAACGCUGGUAUCCUCCGGGAUGUCAGCUUCAAAAACAUGAAGGACCAGGACUGGGAUCUGAUCAACCGUGUGCACACAUACGGUGCUUACAAGUGUGCUCGUGCCGCAUGGCCUCAUUUCCGUAAACAAAAGUACGGCCGUGUCAUCAACACUGCCUCAGCCGCUGGUCUCUUCGGUAACUUCGGACAAGCCAACUACUCUGCUGCCAAGCUGGGCCAGGUUGGUUUCACUGAGACCCUGGCUAAGGAGGGUGCCAAGUACAACAUUAUUGCCAACGUUAUUGCUCCCAUCGCUGCUAGCCGUAUGACCGCUACCGUUAUGCCUCCAGAUGUGCUGGAGAAUCUUAAGCCCGACUGGGUUGUCCCUGUUGUUGCUCGUCUUGUUCACUCAUCUAACACUACCGAGACUGGUGGCAUUUAUGAACUUGGUGGUGGUGCAGUGGCCAAGCUCCGCUGGGAGCGUGCCAAAGGCGCUCUACUCAAGACCGACGAUUCAUUGACACCCGGUGCCAUCGCCCGCAAGUGGGCUGACGUGAAUGACUUCUCCCAACCCGACUACCCCACUGGACCUGCUGAUUUCAUGGGUCUCCUCGAGAGUGGUUUGAAGAUGCCAAGUGCGGCUAGUGGUGAGGAGCCCGACUUCAAGGGCCGUGUGGCUUUAGUUACUGGUGGCGGUGCUGGUCUUGGCCGCGCUUACUGCUUGCUUUUCGCUAAGUACGGCGCUAAGAUUGUUGUCAACGAUCUGGUUGACCCCGAACCCGUGGUUCAGGAGAUUAGAAAGGCUGGUGGUGAGGCCGUUGGCAACAAGGCCAACUGCGAGGACGGUGACGCUGUCGUCAAGUCCGCCAUCGAUGCCUUUGGACGUAUUGAUGUCCUGGUUAACAACGCUGGUAUUCUCCGUGACAAAGCUUUCACCAACAUGGAUGACAACCUGUGGAACUCGGUCGUCAACGUCCACCUGCGUGGAACUUACAAGGUGACCAAGGCUGCUUGGCCCCACUUCCUCAAGCAGAAGUAUGGCCGUGUCGUCAACACUGCCAGUACCAGUGGUAUCUACGGCAACUUCGGCCAGGCCAACUACGCUGCGGCCAAGCUGGGUAUUCUGGGUCUCUCUCGUGCUCUUGCUGUUGAGGGUGCUAAGUACAACAUCAAGGUCAACACCAUUGCUCCUAAUGCUGGUACUGCCAUGACCCGUACCAUCAUGCCCGAGGAGAUGGUUCAGGCCUUCAAGCCCGAUUACGUUGCUCCUCUGGUUGUGCUUCUUGGCUCUGAAAACUCUCCUGAGCCCGCCACCAAGGGUCUCUACGAGUGCGGUAGCGGUUGGUUCGGUCGCACCCGCUGGCAACGAUCUGGAGGCCAUGGCUUCCCCGUCGAUGUCAAGCUGACACCCGAGGAGGUUCUCGCCAAGUGGGAGAAGAUUGUCAACUUCGACGAUGGUCGUGCUGACCACCCCGAAGAUACCCAAGAUGGCUCUGCUCGGGUCAUGGCCAACAUGGACAACCGCGCUGGCGGCGAAUCCAAGAACGAGUUCCUGCAGAACAUCGAAUCGGCCAAGGCUACUUCUACUGAGGGAACUUCCUUCGACUAUGAGGACCGUGAUGUCAUCCUUUACAACCUCAGUCUGGGUGCCAAGCGCACCGACCUGCCUCUAGUGUACGAGAACAACGACCACUUCCAGGCCCUUCCCUCAUUUGGUGUUAUCCCCUGGUUCAACACUUCCGUCCCCUGGAACUUCGAUGACAUUGUCAAGAACUUCUCCCCCAUGAUGCUGCUUCACGGCGAGCAGUACCUGGAGGUCCGCAAGUUCCCUAUUCCCACCGCGGCCAAGACCUUGACCUACCCCAAGCUCAUUGAUGUCGUUGACAAGGGCAACGCUGCUCUGGUCGUGACUGGUUUCACCACCAAGGACGCUGCCACUGGCGAGGACCUGUUCUACAACGAGUCCACCGUCUUCAUCCGUGGCAGCGGCGGCUUCGGCGGUUCUCCUAAGCCCACUGCUGCUCGCCCCAAGGCUGCCACUGCUGCCUACAAGCCUCCUCAGCGCCAGGCUGAUGCCGUGAUUGAGGAGAAGACCUCCGAGGACCAGGCUGCUCUGUACCGCCUCAACGGUGACCGCAACCCUCUCCACAUCGACCCCGAGUUCAGCAAGGUCGGUGGCUUCAAGACCCCCAUCUUGCACGGUCUGUGCUCGCUCGGUGUGGCCGCCAAGUCAGUCUUCGCCAAGUACGGUGCCUACAAGAACCUCAAGGUUCGCUUUGCUGGUGUCGUCCUUCCUGGACAAACUCUUCGCACUGAGAUGUGGAAGGAGGGCAACACUGUCCUUUUCCAGGCCACUGUCGUCGAGACUGGCAAGCCCGCUAUUACCGGGGCCGGUGCCGAGCUCCUCGAGGGUGCUAAGGCUAAGCUGUAA